AUGUCGACUGAAGUGAAAGCAGAACCAGGUCCCGGCCUGGUGUACGUCCCUGAAUCGAAGCUCGAUCAACGAUGCGACGAUGAAAUUGCCGCCGAGCUCAAAUCUUACAAAGAGGUAACAAGCUCAGAUAAAAAUGUCUGGGCCUUUUGGAAUACUGGAUUCGACACAAUGCACCCAUGGACACAGCGCAACGUCAUAAACUGGGUCCGACGCCUAGGACCUUCCUGGAUGGUGCGCGUUUUGGACAAAGUACCUGGUUCACCUGUACACGUCUCAAAAUUUAUACCUGCCGACAACCUGCCCGAAGCUUUCAAUGCCAGUACGAUGACCGGCCCGAAUGUCGGACCACAUUCUGGCGAUAUGGUGCGUUUACCACUUCUAUAUUUGUACGGAGGAGCUUGGAUGGACGUGGGUAUGAUGCUCUUCCGACAUUUGGAUGACACGUGUUGGAAUACCAUUGAAGAUAGUUCAAAUUCCUACGAGAUGGCCGGGAUGUCUAUUGAAAUUAACCCAGGGGCAACCAAUAUGUUGAAUGGGUUUAUCGCGGCGAAACGCGGCAACGGAUUUAUCAAACGAUGGCACGAUAUCUAUAUGCAAAUAUGGAAGGAUGGCCGAACAGAGCAAACUGGGCUGCACAAACAUCCCCUAUUGACCCAUCUUCCUAUGCUGUACGCGCCAACUAACCAUUUGAACCUACCUGGGGCAUUGAAAAUCGGACCUGAGGAUUUUACGGACUAUCUGGGACACUUUCAAUGUUUUGAGCGUCUACGAAAGCUCGUAGACCCCCUGGACGGUUUCGAUGGACCAAAGUAUCACCGUGAGAAGAUUUUCAUGCUUCCGGCCAUGACUGAGACAUGGAAGUUUCAACUUCUAACGGCAUGGAACGGUAAAAAGCAAUUCGAGCUUUUGAGCACCAAGAAAGAUAUUAAGGACGAUUCCAAGAAGACGGAAUUGUAUGACGAAGCCAACAGCUUCGUUUUUGACCUGCUUGCCAACACAUCAACGAUGAAGUUGUCACAUGGCCCUCCGGGUGCUCUUGAUUCUUUCCUUGCAGAUAUAUGGGAUCAUAAGGAUAAUCAUGAUAAGGAUAUAGAGCCUGGAACCUUUGCCGCAUUCCUUCGUUAUGGCAGCGUUCAUUUUGAUCAGACACGCCUGCUACACCCGGCGCCAGUGCCUCUGUCUACAGAAAAGACCUUUAACAUUUCGGUUCUCCAGCCGUACACGGAAUAA
This is a messenger RNA of Talaromyces marneffei, 1230 nucleotides long. RefSeq lists its product as uncharacterized. The coding region runs from base 1 to 1230 and encodes 409 amino acids. Gene Ontology annotation, molecular function: glycosyltransferase activity. The transcript has a single exon. Lineage: Eukaryota; Fungi; Ascomycota; Eurotiomycetes; Eurotiales; Trichocomaceae. The record is from RefSeq and is a predicted model, not a curated record.